AUGGCCACCCAAACACCUCGUGUACUAGAUAUUAAACAAUAUAAUGACGGAACAGGUGCAAUAAUAGUUCAAAUAAUUCGUAAAAAUGCUUCUAUGACUCCCCCAACUGGUUUCGUCUGUGUUGAAUCGUUGUUAUCAUUACGCAUUAUACAUCAAAACGGAAGCGUGACAGAAAUUGACGUUGACUUAGGGCUUCAGUAUAUAAAUUAUUGUUUUGGCGGUGAUACAUCCGUAAGGCCUAUUCGACCUUAUCCGUUAUAUAAUGAGCACAUUUUAGUGACGUACACGAAUGCCACAGAUGAAAAUAAUGUUUCAACAUAUAGCGAAUGGGGAAUGAUUAUUAAUUGGAGUGGAAAUGUUUUGAGCUCAAUACGCUUUGGGCAAUCAUACGUGAACCCAGACACUAAUGUUUGGGGUCUUAAUAAAGCCGCCAUAAGAAUAAAUAUUGAUCCCAAGCAAGGAUUUCUCCGUCUUUCUCAAAUAACUAGACAAGCCAAUUCAGAAUGGCAGCAGUAUGCAGUUGAUGCUAAUGGUCAAAUCUCAUUAUUAUCUAGAGAUAUACUUCAGGAAUACGGGAAUAUUAGUACAUCAAUUGCUACCACAGAUGGAGGUUAUGCCAUUGUGUAUGCCAAUAGUACCAAUAACAUUAACAUAAGUGAUGACCCAUUUAUGGCGCGUGCGGGAAUGUAUGCUAUAUUUUUGGCACGUAAUCAACCAAAUACUGGCAUUCCUUAUGCACUAUACCAAUCUUCAUUGCCAAAUUUAAAUACUACUGUUGUAAGAUGUUCUGUCGACUAUACUGGUAUCGGGCAUAUAUGUACAUUAACCAUAGCACGAGCUACUACAAAUUUUACAAACGCAAACGCCACAGAUUCUCUCAUCACUCCCCUUUUUAGCCCAUUUUAUAUAAAAGUUCGUUUUCUCUCCUCAGGAUCAGUAAUAUCCUUAUCUACAAUUCAAAAACUGAAUCCUGAUCCAAACAUUAUUGAAUAUAGUGUCGAUUCACUGGUUUAUGGAGGUUAUGUAUUAACGACUUAUAGACCAACAACCCCCACUACUUUAGGUUUUUUUCUUUAUUUGUUUAAUGAAUUGGAUCAACAAGUUACUUGGGAGUUACCUGAACCUCAAUCCACUAAUUUUGCCGGUAUUCAUUAUGUUUUAAGUAACAAUACUCUUUUGCUAGCUCAACUUGAAACUCCAACUUCUUGGAGUCUUCUUGUAAAUGAUUUGCCAAGAUUUGUCGGAAAUCAGGGUAAAAACAAUUUAAUUUGUUAUCAUGUAAACUCUUCAGAUCCAGGAAUAAAUUCCACUAUUUCAUCGAAUAUCUCUAGUAUUUCUAUCACAUUUUACGAUCAAGUUGAUCUAUCGGAAGGAAAUAUUACUAUAUAUCAAAUUAUUGAUUCUGAUAAUGCGAUCGUUCGACAAGUUGUUUCCGGUAACAAUAAUCAAUAUUGUACUCUUUCCUCCGAUGGCAAGAGUGUGAUUAUCAAUGUGAUACCUAGCGCUUUCAAUAGUCCUGGCCAACAAUAUUAUGUGCAAAUUGAUAACAAUUUCGUAAGAAGUCGAUCGUUUAAAGAACCUCUUCUGGGUAUUCAACCUCCUCCUUUGGAGAAUUUCACGCGCGCAGCGGAUACGACUGGACUGCUAUGCCUAACAACAAUUGGAACUCAGAUGUUUCGUCAAAUGAACAGCAGUGCUAAAUCAGCCUUUUUUAAGUCUUUAAAAAGUGAACUUUCUCAGAUUAUUCCUGUGAAACCAGAAAGAUUAAGUUCGAAUGAAAAUUCUCAAGCUAUAAGUGGUGGAACACCUUCAGAACAAGCCCUAAUUUCGCUUACUAUUAGUGAUUCAAAGAAUAAUACAGAUCGAAGUGUUCCCUUAGUUAUACAAGAUUUAAACACAAUGAUAGGAAAUAUUGAUGUUACUUUGAUAUCUGCUGGGAAUGUUACAAAAUAUUUAGAUAAAAAUUAUGGAUUUAAAGGUCAAAAUAUUGCUAUUCUUCAACUUGGUUUAAUCGUAUUUGAUUUGGUUGUCCAUUUACUUUUUGUCAUCGAAAAUUCAAAUGACAUUCCAUGGCUUUAUAUUCCAAGUCUUGUCUUUUUAGUUGCUCCUAUUGGACUGAACGUAAUCAUAGCAUUUUGGAUUAUUAUGAAUGAAAACACUAACCAAAAAUUCUUUACGUGGUUUAUUAAUCAUGGAAAAGUGGUUUCGGUAUUUACAUUAUUGGCAGCUUCUGAUAUUGAAGCAUUAAGGAUUCUACAAUCAAAUAUAGCAGGGUUUCAGUUCUUUCAAGCUCCAUUUUCUAAAACUGCAUUGUCUAGAAUUUUUUGGAGUGCAUGUUUAAAUAUUUUCAUAGAAGAUAUACCUCGGGUGGUUAUUCAGACCAUUUAUUUCAGAUAUACUGUAGUAUAUGAUCUUAUUCCCUUGCUUGCUCUAGUGUCCUCAUGCAUAACUCUUGUGGUCAACAUAAUUGGCCGUAUAUAUGAAGGAACUUCCAGACUUCGUCACCAAGACAUCCCAACUAUCACAAAAUCAGAUGAUGACGAUGGUAAAGGAAAGAGUGGGGAUCAUGAAAAAGAUGAAUAUAAUAAGUAUAAAACACCUGGUGAUGACUACACAAAAGAGGAUAAUUCUUGGAACAAUACUAAUACUAGAGCAUCUGUUGCUAGUAGUGAGGGUACCAGAGUGAGCGGUGACUAUAAAGCAUCUAAAUCAAGUUUUCAAGAAUCGAUUUAA
This is a messenger RNA of Dentiscutata erythropus, 2733 nucleotides long. The record is from the annotation of a GenBank genome assembly. NCBI's taxonomy places the organism in Eukaryota, Fungi, Glomeromycota, Glomeromycetes, Diversisporales, Gigasporaceae.